Molecule: messenger RNA, 955 nt
Organism: Cadophora gregata
Lineage: Eukaryota; Fungi; Ascomycota; Leotiomycetes; Helotiales; Ploettnerulaceae
Exons: 5
Coding region: 1-831 (276 amino acids)
Biological process (GO): mycotoxin biosynthetic process
Source: RefSeq, a predicted model, not a curated record
AUGUUUGGCUCUUACAAAGACAAUCUUACUUCGCCCACAGCAGGCAGAAACUCGGACAGCUCAGAAGCUGAGCCAUUUAUUCUUCCAGGCUAUAUUGCACCAAAACAAAGAAAGGAGUGGCAAUCCUAUUUUACAGCCUUGCAUAGGAUCACUACUGUAGUCCUAGCAUUUAUUUGCAUCGGUCUGCUCAUCCACGAGCAUGGCACAGAUAUGGGUUCAUUUGAACGAGGGUUUAAAACCGAACUGAGUCAUAUGUUCCCAGCGCUUGAGCUCGAAGUGAAAACGUUCCACUUCCUGAUGAGCGGCGAGGAAGAUACGCACCGGGAAUUCGUUGGGACGCGGACACCCGAGAUUGACCAAGCAUGGAACAGACUUCUACAUUCUGCGAAUUUGGAUUUCACUGACGAUGAGGCGGGCGCGGAGCUGAGAAAUACGACUUGGAAGUGGGAAGAUACAGGAUACUGGUUCUCUGGGGUCUCAAUGUGGCAUCAGUUGCAUUGUCUUAACUUCUUGCGUGAAGCUGUGCACUGGGACACGUAUGAUGGGCCUCCUGAUCCACCGAUUCAAUAUCAUCUUGAUCAUUGUGUGAACUAUCUCCGUCAAGUCGUGAUGUGUUAUGCGGAUUUAACACCCAUGAGAUACGGCUGGGACGAAGGAGCAGGCAAGCUCGUGCUUCAGGAUGAACCACACACUUGUCGCAACUAUGAAAAGAUUGAUGAAUUAGCAAGACCGUUGGCUAGCUGUCACACUCUUGAUUUCUCAGGCGGGCCGGACCAGACAACAUCCCCUCGGGGAACAUGCGUCCGGGGGCCUUAUUUCAACGAUGGCUAAAGUGGAGAACCGAGAAGAAUUCGCGACCAAAUACUGAUGAAGAGACAAUUUUGGGGUUGUGGACUCAAGUUUAGAUCUUAGGUAGCAACAUAGCGUCCAUAGCUUUGAAUUAAAUACUUCCAAC